UAGUUGAAUCAAUAGAUGCUGAAAAAAAGUUUGGGGUUCACAUCAGCAACGAACCGUGAUCAUAGGCACCGUGGAUGUCUCGAAUUUUAAAAUACCGCUAACAUAAAAUUCAGUUACGUUAACAUCUUCGUGCCGAACAGUUCACCCAUUGCCAUCCCAUAAAACUAUAAGAUUUGUUCAUAAUGAGUUGUUAAAUUAAUUACGUGUAGUUAUAAAAUUAUAUAAAAACGGUUGGCAUUUAUUAGUAUCUGAAUGAAUAGCAAUCAUAUUUUAGUGCCUUUUUAAAACACUUUAAAUCAUAAUAAUUAUUAUAAAUUUAUUAAAAAAUUAAGUGACGUCGACGGAAUGAAGUUUUUCUCAAUUUUGGGAGCCAGAGGCUCAUUUACAUUGAAUGAAAUCACGGCAAAUGAAAAACAAAAAGUGAAACCUCCAUCUCACACAGAAGCUACGGGAUUUGGGAUAAGGCAUUUGCAAUGCUUUCUACUCUUUGGCGCUUUGUCUGUCGGCUACGCCUUACGUGUGAAUCUCUCAGUAGCAAUUGUUGCUAUGACGGAUAAAAAUGCCACCAAUCCUGAUUUUAUGGAAUACGAUUGGUCAGAAAAAACGAAAUCACUUCUACUGAGUAGCUUCUUUUGGGGCUAUAUUUGUACACAGAUACCAGCGGGUCAAUUAGCACGGAAAUUUGGCGCAAAAGUAAUGCUACUGUGGGGUUUGUUGCUUGCGUCAGUAUUAACGGUUCUAACACCUUUGAUCACUCAUAUUGGUAAUUGGCAGCUUUUAUUUUUUAUGCGUGUUCUGCAAGGACUAAGUCAAGGAGUAGUGUAUCCUUCAGUUCAUACAAUUCUCUCAAAAUGGUCACCACCCGAGGAGCGUGGACAAUUAAGCACAUAUUGUUAUUCAGGCACACAAUUCGGUACAGUAGUGAUGUUGGCUAUUAGUGGUUAUCUAGCUUCAUCAUUUUUGGGUUGGCCAAGUAUAUUUUAUGUAUCUGGUGGUAUUGGCAUAUUAUGGGUUGUUGCAUGGAAAGUAUGGGGUGCAAAUUCACCAAGCGAGUACGAGUCUAUAUCUGUAGAGGAAAAAAAAUUCAUUCAAACAUCAUUAGAUGCGGAUAGCAAUUCUAAAGAAAACGCUAAGCCUACAAAGAUACCAUGGGCUAAAUUUUUCACAUCAGUGCCGUUUUUAGUGUUGAUAUUAGUGCACAGUACGCAAAAUUGGGGUUUCUGGACUUUGUUGACUCAAAUACCUUCGUAUAUGAAAAAUAUACUCGGUAUGGACAUCAAGAGUAAUGCGCUGUUAUCUGCUUUACCUUACACAGUCAUGUUGCUGCUAAGCUUUGUGUUCUCUAGCAUUUCUGCACUGUUAAAUAAAAAGAAAUACUUGAAGAGAUCUGUGAGUCGUAAAUUGUUUAACACAAUUGGUCACUGGAUACCAAUGAUAUCCUUAGUAGCAUUUGGAUACGUAGGACCUGACAAACUUGGAUUAGCAAUUUUUCUAUUAACAAUCACUGUGGGCAUUAAUUCGGCUACAUAUCUGGGCUAUCAGGUUAAUCACAUCGAUUUAUCGCCUAACUAUGCUGGUGUAUUAAUGGGCAUCACCAAUUGUAUAUCCAAUAUUGUUAGUUUAAAGGCACCACUAGUCGUUGGUUUUAUUGUUACAAAUGAGAAAAGUGCUGAACAGUGGCGUAUUAUAUUUUUUAUUGCUGCAUUUUUUUACUUAAUUGGAAAUUUAUUGUUCAUAAUUUUCGGCAGAACAAGCGUGCAACCAUGGAAUAAUCCCACAGAGACCCCAAAGCAAAAUAAUUCAACCCCUGCUGAAUAAAAGUUUUGACAAUAAAAAAUAAUACUCCGAAUUUCAAUAUCGCCGUAAGCUAGUCUAAGAAGUAAAAACUAUUAAUUUUUUAACAAAUAAUUAUUGUGAUUUAGCUGUAAUUUAGA
Teleopsis dalmanni is the source of this 1934-nucleotide messenger RNA. Its product is annotated as putative inorganic phosphate cotransporter. Lineage: Eukaryota; Metazoa; Arthropoda; Insecta; Diptera; Diopsidae. The coding region runs from base 346 to 1818 and encodes 490 amino acids. Gene Ontology annotation, molecular function: transmembrane transporter activity. The record is from RefSeq and is a predicted model, not a curated record. Gene Ontology annotation, cellular component: plasma membrane. The transcript is spliced from 4 exons. Gene Ontology annotation, biological process: monoatomic anion transport; transmembrane transport.